AUGAAUAGAGAUCUCAUAUUUGCUUGUGAUGUAAGAAAUGCAAAAAACAAUUUGCCAAGAAAUUUAUUCUUGUACAAAAGAAAUUUAGUGAUAAACAAUACAAACUAAGAUUAGUCUAAUCCUGAAGUUGGAAAUGAAUAAAGUGAAAGAUCUAUAGAACUUACAUCUUAAUCAACUUCAAUAAGUUGGAUAUAUAAGUAUAAUACAUAAUAUAAAACAUAGUGAGAAUCUGAUUUAAGGGUUUAAAGUUUCUUAUUGCUGUAAUUUUUCUAAGACUUAAAAGUCGCUGACAUAUUUAGGUGAUGCAGAGAAGUUGAAAUAAUUAAAGAAAUUACUAAAUGGGAUAGUUUUGUACACAGACUUUAAUAAACAUUAUUAAUUUUAAAGUUCUUUUAUAUAAAAGGAGGAUGUUGAAGUAAUGAUAUUAUAAUAAGGCUGAUUAGAUUUCCAAAUAUAUUCAAAUUGAAACAGGAGAACUAAAAUUAGUUAAAAUAACGAAAAUUAAUUAAUAAGUAUACUUUGAUAAUUAUUUCAGCAAAAACUUUAGCAGGAGUUAAAUAUAGUUUUUGAAUUAAAUCAAUAAAAACAUAAAAAUAUUCUCGAAAUUGAUGAAGUUUAUAAGGAUUUAAAUGAAAUAAUAUUUGUUAUGAAGUACUGUCGAGGUGGAACUCUCUAUAAUUAUCUACUUUAAAGAAACAAUGUCUUAGAUUAAGAAGAGAUCAAAUAUAUCAUGAAGAGGCUAUUAAAAGGAGUGAAACAUUUACAUCAAUUAGGAAUUAUUCAUAGAGAUCUGAAAUUAGAUAAUAUCGUUUUUGAAAAUGAAAAUGAUAUAAAAUCUUUAAAAAUAAUUGAUUUUGGGUUUGCAGUAGAAUUUGGUUACUAAACUUAAGUAAGAUGUGGUACACCUGGAUAUAUGGCUCCUGAGAUUUUAAAUCAAGAGGAUUAUGAUGAAUCAGUUGAUAUUUAUAGUUUAGGAAGCAUAUAUCAUUCUUUAUUAUCUGGAUAAAAACUGUAUCCAGAAUAUUAGGAUAAGAAUCAUUUACUUUUCUUGAAUAAAUUAAACAAAGUCAAAGUAUCUUCAAAGAUAAUGGAUAUAGAAUAAAGAUAACUUCUACUUUUGAUGAUUGGACAUAAGAAGCAUCGACCUUCAGCUUCUAUUUGUCUUAAACAUUAAUUUUUCAGGAAUAGUUUUGAAAUAUCUCAUCCAAUAGAAAAUUAAGUAAAAUAAUUAUGUUUUCCAAAUUUAAAAAAUCCUUUUAAAAGUAAAUCUUUAUGA
Molecule: messenger RNA, 1276 nt
Organism: Paramecium pentaurelia
Lineage: Eukaryota; Ciliophora; Oligohymenophorea; Peniculida; Parameciidae
Source: the annotation of a GenBank genome assembly